CGCUCCUCCGCUUGCCCUGGGCCGGCCGACGGCCGGCCGCGGGACCAUGAAAGUGAGGUCGGGCGGAGGCGAUGCGGACGCCUUGUGUCUUGCAGAAGAGGAACUUCCAGGAGAGGAAGAGGAAAUGCCAUCAUUCCCAAACAGACAGAAUGGCCGGGCUGGGCCGAGCUGCAGCCGUUGCCGGAGGAACCUUUCCCUGCAGACGUCGGUGAGGGUGCUCUACCUCUUCUUGGCUCUGCUCAUCGUUGCUGUGGCACUACUGGCCUCCCUAGUUUUUAAGAAAGUUGACUCUAUCUCAGAAGACAUCAAUACAACCCAGUCUUAUUAUGAGAAGAAGAUUGUUUCUGUGCAGGAAAACCUCCAGGAGCUGGAUCAGAGGUCCCUGAGCAACUGUUCUUUCUGUCGGGACACUGGGCAGCUGGGACAGGAGAUCAGCAAGCUGCAGGAAGAGCUGGAAGAGAUCCAAAAGAUGCUUCUGGUCCAGGAAAUCCUGCUCGAUCGGACCACCCAGACCCACCAGGUGCUCUCCUCCUCCGGCAGCCAGAUCGCCAGCAAGGCGGACAGCUGCUCCUUCUCCAUCCGCCAGGUCAACCAGACCCUCGGACUCUUCCGGGCUCAGAUCCAGGGCUGGCAAGGCGCCACAGCCGGGCUCGACGCGUCCCUAAAGAGCCUGAGCCAGGAGCGUUACGACGUCAAGGCCGCGGUGCAGCAGAUCAACUUCACCAUCGGGCAGACCUCAGAGUGGGUCCAAGCCGUCCAGCGGAAGACGGAUGAGGAGACGCUGACCCUCCAGAAGAUCGUCGCCGAGUGGCAGAACUACACCCGGCUCUUCGGCAGCCUGCGGACCACCUCGGCCAAGACCGGGGAGGUGGUCAAGAGCAUCCAGAUGAACCUGGGGGCGGCCUCGCAGCGCAUAAGCCAGAACUCGGAGAACAUGCACGACCUGGUGCUGCAGGUGAUGGGCUUGCAGCUGCAGCUGGACAACAUCUCCUCCUUCCUGGAUGACCACGAGGAGAACAUGCACGACCUGCAGUACCACGCCCGCUACGCGCGGAACCGGACCGCGGAGCGGUUCGAGACGCUGGAGGGCCGCAUGGCCUCCCACGAGAUCGAGAUCGGGACCAUCUUCACCAACAUCAACGCCACGGACAAUCACGUGCACAGCAUGCUCAAGUACCUGGACGACGUCCGGCUUUCCUGCACCCUGGGCUUCCACACACACGCCGAGGAGCUCUACUACCUCAACAAGUCAGUCUCCCUCAUGCUGGGCACCACGGACCUGCUCAGGGAGCGCUUCAGCCUGCUCAGCGCCCGGCUGGACUUCGACGUCCGGAACCUGUCCAUGAUCGUGGAGGAGAUGAAGGCGGUGGACAUCCGGCACGGGGAGACCCUCCGCAACGUCUCCAUCCUGAGAGGUGUCCCAGGCCUUCCAGGACCAAAAGGACUCAAAGGCGAUGUGGGCGUGAAGGGGUCUCCUGGGAACAGGGGGCCAAAAGGAGACUAUGGCAGCUUGGGGCCCCCGGGGUCCCAGGGCCCCCAGGGUCAGCCUGGUGACAUGGGGCCAGUGGGAGAGAGGGGGCCCACUGGACUGAAAGGUUUCUCUGGCUUCAAAGGAGCCAAAGGCAGUUCGGGGCUCACUGGCCUGAAAGGAAAGCCAGGUCCCAAGGGUGACGUAGGACCCCAGGGGCCGGAUGGACCUCCCGGCCCUCCAGGGCCCGCAGGCCUCCAGGGGAGGCUGGGGAUCACCGGAAAGACGGGGUCACCGGGGCCACAGGGGCUCACGGGCCCAAAGGGAGAGCCGGGGAUACAAGGCCCUCCGGGCCUGCCAGGGCCCCCCGGGCUGCCUGGACACCAGAGCUCCUUGAGAACAGGGUCUGCGGCUUAGGCCCAAGGGUGCUGCCAAACCUGGGGCUAGUAUGGGAAAGGGGGAGGGUGGUGCUGGACGUGGCCCCGGAAAAGAAGAAACCUCUGCCCUUGGUAUCCCAAAGCCAAGAGCUGCUGUCUCCCUCCCUAUAGAAGCAUCCGACAGUGUUCUGUCAGCCAGGGGUGGACCCUAAUCCCGCAGCUUCCGGCUUCCCGAGCCGAGCUGCCGCUCGCUUUCCUGCUUGAAGCCCUGGAGCCACCCCUGCCCCACCCAACUUCAAAAUGGGGGCAGGGGGAGAGAAGACAUUGAGUCGCUUCCACCAGAAAUCAAGGCGCUGAACCAUUGCAGGGGAGGAACCAGCCGCUCUGGUUCUGAAGACCAGGAGAAAGAACUACUACUGCAGCUUCCUCUUCCUUCUUUCUCCCUUCGAAGAUGUGAAGGGCAGUGGUCCUUGAUAAGGCUCCUUCUAUUGGUUCUGAACCAGGUGGGGUCCCAUGGGGUUCCCCCACAGGGCGGGUCAGAGGUGGGGCCUUGGUGUGGGGGUUGGAGCAAGUGCGUGGGUGCGUGCUGAGAGUGACUGGCAAGUACGAGAACAUGGAUACCACACAAGAGGGAGAUAUCGGCCCAUCUUACAGCCAACAGCGUACUGUUCUCUUCUUCGAGCCUCUGCUAGCCUAUUGCCUCCUGCCAGCUACAUCCUGGGUGCCAGCCAGGAGGGAUGAGGCAAGAAGGGAAACCUAGCUUGUGGGAGAUAAUUUUGCUUCUAAAUACUGAGUUUGAUUGGCAAGGGGAAGAUUGCUUUGACUCGGAAAAGUCAAAUCUGAGCCAAGCAGACUAGGGGAGUGGCUAGUGAGAGAUGAAUCUGAGGGUGCAGAGAGGUGGUUUCUCUGGCUGGGAGUUAGCUAGGGAGAGGCAAGCAGUCCAUUCUCAGGGUUCAGUCCACUCCUUCUCUAGUUCUCCCAUUGGUGAAAAGCCCGCUAAGCAGGAAUUGGGUCUAAUGUAUGAGACCUUUCUUCUCCUUCUCCCGCUUUUCUUCCCUGCGCUCCCCCGGCUCCUUACCAAGGACUUGCUUGUUUUAGGCAGCAGCUGUGCAGCAGGGUGGAUAAAAGAAAGGCACCCUGGGAGGCACCCACCCACAGAGCAGUCCGGGGGGAGCACAGAUGGACCAGGGGAAGCUGAGUCCUUAAAACUCUGGGUAAGGAUGCUAAGGAAUUGAGGCCAUUUAGCAUGGGGCUAAGACAAGUCACCCUGAAGACCAGGUGGUUUGAAUAUGUUCACGGGUGUGUGCGUGUGUGUAUGUUUCUUUUAAAAGAUAUCUCUGAACCGGAGCUUCCCAUUCCACCUCUUUCUUUCCCCUACAACUCUAUUGAGGCUGGACCUCUCCAUCCCCAAGGGAAUUCCCCAGUCUUUGCUGGGGAACAAUGUCCCCGAAGAGCUGUCCCGCAAGUAAUAGCUUUGUCUACUCUCCUCAGCAGAUUUGGAUAUGGACUACUGUACCUGGAGAAACUGCCCAUCUGACCACUUGUGUGCUUUGGCCUCCUGAGAUAUUUGGUGAGGCAGGAACUAUUCUUUUCCCCCUCCUUAUAUGACUGUCACCUAUACCAGUCCCCAGAUCAGAGGGCAGGACCACGAGAAUGGUUCCAUCAAUUAAAGGGAAGAGUCUUGCCAGAAUUUCAACUAAAUAGAGCAUCUGGCCUCUGCCGCUUCCUCGAUGCUGGCCCUGACCUCUCACCUUGAGCAAGUGUCAAAGCCAGUGCCGGAAGCUUUGCUAUGAAAGGUUAAAGGUCAGCAACUCUCCAAACUUUAAGGUAUUAACUCCAUUCCAGCUACCACAUUCCCCUCCAGGGAGCAUUCUUCCGGCCACCAACUGACUCUUGAAUAGGGCAUGGUGUUUUUGAGCUUUACCCCAGUCUCAAUCCUCCAAUUCACCUCGUCAGACCCUGGGUCUCCCACCCCUCAGAGGUCCCUUUAGCUCUGCACUUGAUUCUUGCUCUUCCUCCUUCCCCCAGGAGCAGUUCCCUCUCUCUUCUCUUCUUUUCCUGCUCUCUUCCUUCCCUCCUUUCCCACUCAGGAGGCAGAGCUAAGAGGAGUGAAGCCCUGGGGAGCAGGAAGCUGGAGAAAGACAGACUGCAGCACAGAGCCUCCCAUACGUGAGGGACUUCGAAGCACAAAUACUACCACCCUAUCCCUAUCAGCAUCUCCUCCGUAGCCCCAACUGCCAGUAACUGGUCUUUGUGCCAUACUCUCCUGCUGUUUUCUUGGGGAAACUUUUUUUAAAAUAGGUAAUCUAAUUUUUAAAAUUUAAUGCAAGUUCAUUUAAAACCAAUUUUUUUCCCAAAUUGAAAACAAAAAUUACCUCCUAAUGUUUUAACCCCUGAAAUCCAAAUGAACUUAUGAGAUGUGCCCCUGUGUUCUCUGAUGGGGCCCUGAGCGUCUUGUUAGGCAGAUGGACGUGCAACUGGUUUGCAUUUCUCUUCCCCUCUGCUGCCAUGUAACCCUCGUAUCUAUCCAUGAUAUCAUGCAAUGUAUUAUUCCAGAAGCAAUAAAAAGAUGACUGUAUGAGGG
Tachyglossus aculeatus (Australian echidna) is the source of this 4429-nucleotide messenger RNA. RefSeq names its product scavenger receptor class A member 3 (gene SCARA3). The transcript has 6 exons. NCBI's taxonomy places the organism in Eukaryota, Metazoa, Chordata, Mammalia, Monotremata, Tachyglossidae. The coding region runs from base 47 to 1885 and encodes 612 amino acids. The record is from RefSeq and is a predicted model, not a curated record.